Molecule: messenger RNA, 7713 nt
Organism: Polistes dominula (European paper wasp)
Lineage: Eukaryota; Metazoa; Arthropoda; Insecta; Hymenoptera; Vespidae
Gene: ACXD
Product: Adenylyl cyclase X D
Biological process (GO): adenylate cyclase-activating G protein-coupled receptor signaling pathway; intracellular signal transduction; cyclic nucleotide biosynthetic process
Cellular component (GO): plasma membrane
Molecular function (GO): adenylate cyclase activity
Source: RefSeq, a predicted model, not a curated record
AUUUGAAUUGAUUUAAAUAUUUACUUGUUUCGAAUUCAUUUCAAGGUAUUCUACACGAAAUACAACAUUUUCCCUAAUUCUAAUCGCUAAUUGUUAUCAUCGUUGUACACGAUUCUACUGUAAUAAUCUACUGAUGAUGUCAUUUUAUUCUGUAAUUAUCAAAAUAGCUAUUAUUUAAUCGUCGAUAUAAGAUUAUUGAAGAAAAUAACUUUGAAAUAUUUUACAUCUUGACGAGAAUUGGUAUUCUAUUUCUCAAACAAAAUGUCAGCAUUGGUUAACCACUUGGUUAGAAAAUUCUUGUCUCCCGAAGAAAGGUGCUAUUAUUCUCUAAUUGUUCUUGUAAUUAGUUCUUGUACAAAUCAUUGUUCAUCGAUUGACCAAAAAAGUUGAUAUAUUUGUAUGAAUUAAUGUCUACUUUGUAGAGACGACUCCCUGUUAAUUAUUAUGCUAAUAGAAUUAUGCAGUUACAGUGACAAAAAAAAAAUAAUAAUUUUGUUUGAGAAAGAAGCAAAUAUUAUAAAGAUAUAUAUUUAUUUUUAUCAUAUAAAAAAUGAUUAACGUUGCAAAAAUCUGAAUUUUGUUACCGACUGUAAAAUGUGUGCCGCCAUCUAGCGGUACGAGUUAUUACUUUAUUUUACCGACCGGUAAAAUAUGUGUCGCCAUCUAAUCAGAAAAGUACGUACUACUUAUUACUUGAAAUAAAUAUUUUACAUAAAUUUAUUUAAUGAAUACUUUCAUGUUUUACGUGUAUGUAUGUUCUCUCUCUCUCUCUCUCUCUUUCGUUAUGCUGUUACAGGACACGUCAUACUAUUAAAAAAACAGAUUGUAAAUACAUCCGAUUCCCAUCAUAUCUGCUGAGUACUUGGAAAAAUUUCCUGGUAUUAAAAAGACAAUCAUAAGACUUUCAAUGGAUUAUCACACACAUCAGCAGCUUCAAAACAACGUACUAGAUUUUCAAUUGACUUUUUAUAUAAAUUGAAAAAUAUCUAUCUUCAAAAUCAAACACACACACACACAUUAAAGUAUUGUAAAAGAAAUAUGGUAUAGUAUUAUAAAAGAAGAUAUUAAUUCAUUCAUACAAAUUGAAGUUGGUGAAUAAUACUUCCGAUGAAUAAUACAUUUUUGCCUUUGAUUAUUGCUGUUUCAAAUUGAACAAUUUCAUUGUCCCACCAUAUAUAUAUAUAUACUUCAUUUUGAGAUGCUAUCGAUUGUUUUUUAUCAGAAACAGAUAAUUAUUUGCUUUAGUUGAUUUUUCGAAGUCAAAUCGAAAGCAUUUACUUGAUGAUACAAAACUUGAACGCUAUCAAAUAACUCCAAAGUGAUGUUUAUAAUAUGUGUUAUUUAAGAAGGUGUUAAACAAUCAACUAUACUAUAAAAAUCUUCAGAUCUGUCGAAGGAAAAAUAUUACAGUAAAAAGCGAUCUCUCUAUUAAAUACAUAAAUUCUUACUUUAGCGAGAAAGAUAAAGCAACCAGCAAGUUGCAUCGACCGUCACGACGAUCGAUGACAACGAUCGAUGACAAUGAUCGAACGUACAAAAUGUCAAGAAAUCAUUCUAAGAAAUAUAAAACGUUCAUCGCUUCGGAAAAAAGGAAUAUAAUGAAAAAUUUCAUAUCAUAUCGAUUUGAUCGAUAUCAAAAGUGUUCGUCGAGAUUAGUCAUCGCGGUGAACACGCGUCCUUGAAAAAUCAGGCAUGACUCGAAUGAAAAAGACGUCACCUCGUAGGUGUACGUCGAGGACAAUCGGAAAUAUAACGAGGUGAUGAAGGACAAGGAGCAAUGUAUUAUUAUUACUUUAAUCGUCUCGUCAUCAUUCAAUUCAAUAGAAAACAAAAGUCUAUAGUUAAUCGUUAACGAAUCAAACUAACAAGUUAGAAAUCGGAGAAGAAGUACAAUUUUUACGAUAUCAUUUAAAUGAUUUCCAAACAAUAUGCCAUAAAAUAUAUUAUUGAGGAUACUGUUCAAAGAAAAAACAGUUGAAAGGAAUAAUAUUAUAACUGUUUUUCUAAAACAACUGAACAACUUUGCUUUGAAAGGAAAUUAAAAAACCGUCGAAAGUACGGUGGGUAGUAUCGACAAUUAAUCCAGUUAAUAUUUAUUAUACAAAGAAAAAAGACAUAAUAGAUUAUGCAAAUGAAAACAACUUUUCAUUGGAAUGAAUUAAAUAGACGACAACUCUCCAAUUGAAAAGAUACAGGUAUAUACUAGCUAGAGAGAGUUGUCAUUUGACAAGAAAUUGUUCUGCCAUCAUAAAAUCGUCGACCGUUCGUUUGUUCGUUCGUUUGUUCGUUCGUUUGUUCGUUCUUUCAGUUCACACCUGUCGUUGGACUUGUAAAGGCCACCGCACGAACGAGAUAUUGAGAGCUCUCACACAUAUUCCAGUGGAAAGUUUCGUUUGAACUAGAACGCUUGCUUAGUUUGCUCUUCGAGAUACUCCGGAACGCAUCCCAACGCAACUGUCUUUGCCUCUUUGUUUCGAUCACGGAUAUAUAUAUAUAUUUAUUAUUAUUAUUAUUAUUAUUUGCGUGACAUUUGUGUAAUCAUUUGAAAUAUUUCUUCAACUCUUUUACAACCAAAGAUUGGACGUUUGUAACGGUACGACCAAAUAGAAAGUCCACUUUUGGAAGGUAAAAAGGGGGACCGGAAAGAUACCGGAGAACAUUAUUCGUAUUGUAUCGUUCGCAUACGAAGGAGAAACGAACAGGAUGUAAUAAGGAUAUCCGCAUUGAUUUGAAAGCUUCUCCUUUAACAAGAGAAGAUAUAUCCUACAGAAUACGAAAUUGAAUGGAACACACUCGUUGGAAGGAGAAACACGUAACACGAAUUACAGAAGCGAGAAUGCUCAUGGAGAAAGUGUGACAUUCUGUAAGAUAGAAGGACAGACACCGUGAUAAAAGUUCCUUCGGAGGUGACCGAAAAGAAGCAAAACUGUUCAAAGGAAGAUAUCAAAAUAAUACUUUUUAAUCGAAGAAAUGAAAAAAAUUAUUUGACAAACAAGUUGAAAAAUGUAAAUGAUGAAAAUAUGCUAAGGAUGUAAAGGAGUGUUAUCGUAGUAACACAUUAGUUGCUAACCAUAGGGGAACUUGAAAGCUUAUUUAAAAGGGCGCAACUAGUUUCUCGAGUGGCCCAUUUCUCUUAUCGCGAUAAACUUUGAAGAAUCGGUCCGGUGUGUCAGGGGAAACAAAGUGGUGAAAAAAGUGGUGAAAAAAGUGGUGAAAAAAGUGCUGAAAGAACUAGGGUGAAUCAAAAGUAUUGCGAUAUUUGAACGCGAUGAACGGAGAAAUCUCGACGCCGUCGACGCCGUCGUCGUCGUCGUCGUCGUCGUCGACGGCGACGUCGGCGUCGAUAUGGUCGUCAUCAUCGUCAACAUCUUUACCCUCCUCUAUCAUAAUCUUUUCUUUAUCCUUCUCCUUCUCUCACUUUUUUGCCACCAUCUCUACUUUAACUACCACUACCAGUACUUGACUAUUAUCAUCGUCUUCCGGCUGAUCGCAAGAACACCUACGAGGAAUAAUAAAAUGGACGUAGAACUGGUCACCCGAGCAUCCUUGACCUCUCUUCAGAACGUCGACGAUGGUCGUGUCGUUUCACCCAAUAGCCUCGACGAGUGGACUUGGUCCAGUUUAAGAAAACAAUUCAAAUAUAAAAACUUGGAAAAACUUUAUACCAUCUAUCAAAGAAGACUCCAAUAUGGUUACUUAUCCUUAUUCGUAUUGGUGGAAAUAAUUUUGGGAUUUAUCUAUUGUUUAGUGUUAAUCACGAUGGUAAACAUCGAAAAAUGCAUUCCAGACGUGAUAGUUCACAGUAUCAUAGGUGCAUUACUUUGUCCCACCAUAGCGCUAUCAUUCAGAUCAAAAAUCAUUGCGAGAAAUACGUAUUUGCCGGUUAUGCUCUCCUGUUUGGUAAUUACGCUGUUGGUGAUCGGUGAUCUGAUGGUACCACUUUAUUACACUCUUUUAUAUACCGAGGAUAUACCACCUAUACGACCUACGUAUGCAACUCACACGUUACUAGCAUGUUACGUCUUCCUACCAUUGACAGAAAAUCUACACGCAUUUGUACUGGGGAUUACAGCAACGAUGUGUUACUUGGUCACUCUUUUGCUCAUCACUUAUAGGAAUACACCUGAUUACAUUAGCAAAAUAACCAUUGAUGCUAUUUAUUACAUUUGCGUUAACGGCCUGGGUCUUUACUUUAGAUUUAUGAAUGAAGUCGUAAUAAGACGAUCAUUCCUUGAUCGUCGAAAAUGUGUCGAAACAACAUUGAAACUUAAUUAUGAGAAAGAUCAAGAGGAACAACUCACACGUAGCAUUCUUCCACAACAUAUAGCCGCAAGAAUAAAAAAGGACUUUAGGGAUAUUUUUAAAUUUAUGGAAGAACAUAAAAAGCCACCACCGAAAGGAGGAAGACCACGAAAUGAUCUUUGCGUUGAAACGCACAAUAACGUAUCCAUUUUAUACGCCGACGUGGUCAAUUUUUCUGGUUUGACUCUGUCAUUACCAGUACGGAAACUAGUCGAAACUCUGAACGACUUGUUUGGCAGUUUCGACGAAGCAUCAGAAAGGCAUAACGUACUACGAAUCAAGUUUUUAGGCGAUUGCUAUUAUUGCGUGAGCGGUGUACCCACGCCAAACUCGCAACAUGCCAAAAACUGCGUUGAUUUAGGCCUGGAUAUGAUAAAAAUAAUCAAAGAAGUAAGAAGCAGGGUUCGUCGUGAAAGUGGUGUGGACGUUAACAUGAGAAUCGGUGUUCAUUCGGGAAAUAUAAUAUCUGGAAUUUUAGGCGCGAAUAAAUGGCAAUACGACGUAUGGUCGCGAGACGUUGUCAUAGCGAAUAAAAUGGAACAAACUGGGAAACCUGGAAAGGUUCAUGUUACUCAACAAACAUUAGAUCUCAUUGAUGCUACCGGUUACAAUUGUGUACCGGUUGAAACGCUCAACGACGAAGUUCUUAAUAAAUAUGGAAUUCGUAGUUAUUUAAUUACACCCAGUGCGCCAGAAUUAUCAUUGAUGCAGAACAGCGAGAACACCUUGACGGUAAUUGCACCGGAUACCUCGGCAUCAAGCUAUAAACAUUACGUCAAAUUCUUAACACCGGCAAGACCAAGUGUAUCAUCGAGUGCACGAAGACGAUUAACCUCACCGAGUAACGAUCACGCAGAUGUCUUUGCCGGUAGUUACAGACGCAGAACUCACUUUAUGGAUUCUUGUUUGAGGGAUUAUCACUUGAUGCUUAAAGCGGCAGACGCAGAAAUGGAAGAUGCAAUUAAGCAGAUGCCGCUUAGCAAAUGGGACAAACGUGUUUCCAGGCAAUGGACCAGAUGGGAACAUAUCAAUCCAAUUUUCCUCAAUUACAAACAAUGGAAUUGGGAGAUACCAUUUUUACGUGAACCAGAUCCCUUGUUCAAAUUCUUUGUCGCGUGCGCUGUAUUUGUACUUUUUUUCAUGGCUCUUAUCUCUUUCGUACCAGCGAUCACGCUAUCAGAGUGGCAUACCGGCACGGCCAUAGGUUAUACGAUAGCUAUGUUGUUUCUAUUAACAUUGAUACCUCUUACAUGGAUGCAUUUUGCGUGGAAUCGUUACAAAGAUCCACACGAUGAAGGAAACGUUCCAAAUCCUCGCAAUAAAUUGAUAUCUUUCUUGUAUCAAACAAGCGUUAAGGUUGUUUGGAGUGCAUUGCUCAGGAUAAUUCUUUAUCUGGUAAUAACUAUAAUGUUAGCAGCAUGCGCUAUGUUCGACAUGAUUUUCGAAUGUCAAAACGUGGACCUAUUGUCGAGCGAUAAUGUAACAUCUAGUAUAGCACAAGUGGGUGCUGCUAAACUUGAGUGUAUUUCUACACCCUGGCAAAUGACGGAAACCUGUUCUUUGGCAAUCCUUACAAGUUUCCUAUUCUUGAGAGUGCAUUACGUUCUCAAGUUACUGAUAGGUAUCGUAGUAGUAACAUUUUAUGCAUGGAACGUUUGGAUAUACCGUAAUAAUAUAUUCCAGUCAGGUGAAACAUGGAAUCCAUAUUUGGAGCCAAGAGUAGCACACAUUUUAAGUGUUGUCUUUCUCACACUUUCACUGCAUCUUAUCGAUCGUCAGGCAGAAUACUUGAGCAGAUUGGACUAUCAAUGGAAACGACAAUUGACUUUGGAACAAGACGAAGCUUUUCAUACACGAAAUGCUAAUAAAUUAUUACUUCGGAAUAUUUUACCAGAACAUGUUGCGGAAUUUUACUUAAAUAUGGAUAGAACAGAAGGAAAUGAACCGUACCAUCGAGCACACCGCAAUGUUGCCGUAAUGUUUGCAUCCUUAACGGAUUUAUCGAUCGACGAAAGUAACAUUUUGAUUGAUCUCAACGACAUCAUAUGCAAGUUCGAUAAAUUGUUAUUCGAGCCGUAUUACGUUGGUCGUAUAGAGAAAAUCAAAAUCGCAGGAACAACAUAUAUGGCGGCUUGUGGUCUUGAAGCGAGUCGUCGUGAUUCUAUGCACAGUGUAGAAAGUGAAGACAAUUCUAGCAACAAUGUAGUCAAAGUUAUGGCAGAAUUUGCAGCGCAAAUGAUGGUCGUCCUAGAUAGAAUCAAUGCUGAAUCUAAUUCUAAACCAUAUAGGUUGAGAAUUGGCAUAUCGCAUGGAGAAGUUUCAGCUGGUGUUGUCGGAGCUCAAAAACCUCUUUACGAUAUUUGGGGAGACGCCGUUAAUAUGGCAUCAAGAAUGGAUACUACUGGAUUGCCAGGCAAAAUACAGGUAACUGCUGAAACUGCUAAUGUAUUAGAACAACAAGGUGUUAAAUGUCAUUUGCGCGGUGAAACAUGGGUUAAACCAAAGGGAUAUGUCACGACAUAUUUCAUAGGUAUAGAUGAAAGGAGGCAGCUUCAAAGAGCAGAUUCCAUAGAAGAAACUAGUCUCUAACCAAUGAGUUAAAUGAAAUUAUUUGAUAGAAUUCAUUUAUAGUGAUUUUAAUGUUCACUUCAAUAUUUGGGUACUUGAAGAAUGAAAUAUCAAAAGCGCACAAAAAAACAAAAACAAAAACAAAAAAAUCAUAAUACACACAGUGGGACAAACACCAAAGAAAGCUCAGGAAGAAUGAAACAUAGCACAAAUAAUUAAAGAAUAGAGAACUUACUUUUGAUUUUUAUUUAUAUCAAUUGAUUGUGCAAUUCCUCAUCUCAUUCUUUAAGUGGAUUUCUACCAUCUACCCCAAUUAUAGCUAUUCUAAAUGUUUAAACAAAUCCUAACACAUAAAUAGUUUUACCUAUUAUUAUUAUUAUUAUUAUUAUUGUUUUGUUUCUUUAUAUUUAUACAUAAUAUUGUACAGUUACGUAUCCUUUCGAAAGAUCAUAUAUUAUCAUGAAAGUAAGUAAGUAAUUAAUAAUUAACAAAAUGUACAUUGAGAGAAUUAUCUCUUGAUCUGCAAAUGGUAUUUUGAUGCUAAUUAUUUUUCUAAUCGUUAAUAUGAUGGCAUUUAUCUAUCGCUCUGUCGCUGAAAUAAUUUGAAAAAUAAUUGGAAGAAAAGAAAAAAAAGGAACGAUUUAAUAACGAUUGCGUUAUUUAAACAUAAGAUACUAUGUAGUUGUUGUUAAAGUGAAAAAAAAAAGCUCAUUGGCAUAAAUUAUUUGUUAAUUCAUACUGCUGUAAAACAUCUAUGUCUUCUUAUUUAUUUGUCAGUGUGUGUAAGUUAUAUGUAUGAAUCAUCAACGAGAACUGAAAUAACAUCUUUAUUUUUUCAUCUUA